Messenger RNA from Onthophagus taurus, 2006 nucleotides. The record is from RefSeq and is a predicted model, not a curated record. Lineage: Eukaryota; Metazoa; Arthropoda; Insecta; Coleoptera; Scarabaeidae.
UGGCUUGUCAUUAAUUCGCAUUAAUUUGAGGUUAAGUCACACGUGAUAUUAUAUUUUCGAAUUUAUAUCAUUAACGAUAGAUAGAUUAUAGAAUUUGAAAAGAAAUGUCGUUACCGGAUAAAGUUCUUUUACGAAAAAUAAAAAAGCGCGAGAAAAAUAAGUUAAAAGUUCUACAAAAUAAAGAAGCUGAAAAACUACAAAAAAAUUCCAUAAAAGACGAGGAAAUAGACGAUGAUAAUGAUGAAAAUGAAUUAAAGGAACCACCUAAAAAAAAACGUAAAAAAAAUAAAAAAAAUGAAUCAGAUGAAGAAACUAACGAUGAUAUUGAGGAAGAUGAAGAUAAUAUUGAAGAUGAUGAUUCAAAACAGCUUCCAGGAACAUCAACGGGUUUAGAAAUUCUAAGCGAAUGUACUUUCGAUUCAUUUAAAGAUAAAGUUUGCGAGCAAACCUUAAAAGGAAUUUCGGAUAUGGGAUUCACGACUUUAACGGAAAUUCAAGCUCGAUCAAUCCCGCAUUUAUUGGAAGGUCGCGAUUUGGUGGGAGCUGCAAAAACGGGUUCUGGGAAAACCCUCGCUUUCUUAAUCCCCGCCGUGGAAUUAAUUUACAAAUUAAAAUUUAUGCCAAGAAACGGAACGGGGGUCAUAAUAAUCUCCCCAACUCGCGAAUUAUCCAUGCAAACGUUCGGGGUUUUAAAAGAAUUAAUGAAACACCAUCACCACACGUACGGUUUGGUUAUGGGGGGAGCAAGCCGACAAAGCGAAGCUCAAAAAUUAUCGAAAGGAAUCAAUAUUUUAGUCGCAACACCGGGACGAUUACUCGAUCAUAUGCAAAACACGGGGGAUUUUUUGUUUAAAAAUUUGCAAUGUUUGGUGAUCGACGAGGCCGAUCGUAUUUUAGAUAUCGGUUUUGAGGAGGAAAUGAAGCAAAUUAUUAAUAUGUUACCAAAACGAAGACAAACCAUGUUGUUUAGCGCGACGCAAACGAAAAAAAUUGAGGCGCUAACUUCGUUGGCGUUAAAAAAAGAACCGAUUUAUAUCGGGGUUGAUGACGCGAAAGAUAACGCAACCGUUUCUGGUUUAGAACAAGGGUACGUUGUUUGUCCAUCCGAAAAGCGCCUCCUCGUUUUGUUUACUUUCUUAAAAAAGAAUCGAAAAAAGAAAGUUAUGGUGUUUUUUAGUUCCUGUAUGUCGGUUAAAUAUCAUCAUGAGUUGUUUAAUUAUAUCGAUUUACCCGUUAUGUGUAUUCAUGGUAAACAAAAACAAACAAAACGUACCACGACAUUCUUCCAAUUUUGUAACGCCGAAUCCGGGAUUUUGUUAUGCACAGAUGUCGCAGCGAGGGGCCUCGAUAUUCCAGCAGUUGAUUGGAUCGUCCAAUUUGAUCCUCCAGAUGACCCAAGGGAGUACAUUCAUCGCGUUGGUAGGACGGCUAGAGGGGAAGGAAGCACAGGAAGGGCUUUAUUGUUGUUGAGACCGGAAGAAUUGGGAUUUUUGCGAUAUUUAAAGCAAGCGAAAGUUCCGCUUAACGAAUUCGAAACAAAAUGGAAUAAAAUCGCCGAUAUUCAAUUGCAAUUAGAGAAUUUAAUCGGGAGAAAUUACUUUUUGAAUUCCUCAGCGAAAGAGGCGUUUAAAUCGUAUGUUCGUGCGUAUGAUUCGCAUCAUUUAAAAACGAUUUUUGAUAUAACCACGUUGGAUUUGGCGAAGGUGGGGAGUUCUUUCGGGUUUAAAACUCCCCCCGCGAUCGAUUUGCAGGUAACUGCAAAGAAAAAGGAUCGUUUAAAACGCAAAGAUGGACAUGGUUAUGGUUAUUACAAGAAUUAUAAUAACGUUGGGGGGGAAAAGGAAAUGAAUCGGGCCAAGAUUUACCGGAAAUCGAAUUAUGAGCAAGGAAAAAAUAGGCAAUUUUCAAGAUGACUUUUUUUACAAAUGAAAUUUAUUUACUUUUUAAAUAUAUAGACAUUUAUAUCUUAGAAAGUCUGUCUCUAAUACAAAAAAAGCAUCGCUCAA